GAAAACGAAGUACGGCAUUCCUAAAAGGCAGUUUACCUUCCUCCUUGCUCCCACAGCUCUGCUACAACUGCAAAAUCUAAAGACCAAAGAUUCAUAGAGACCCGAAGCCUCGGGAAAAAGUAAGAAAGAAACGAUGGAGAAGGAAAGAGAGCAGCAAGUUUACUUGGCAAAACUAGCUGAGCAAGCUGAAAGAUAUGACGAGAUGGUCGAGGCCAUGAAGAGUGUUGCUAAGUUGGAUGUUGAGCUGACUGUGGAGGAGAGGAAUCUGUUAUCUGUGGGAUAUAAGAAUGUAAUCGGAGCACGAAGGGCAUCAUGGCGGAUACUGUCUUCAAUUGAGCAGAAAGAGGAGUCGAAGGGUAAUGAGCAAAAUGUGAAGAGGAUAAAGGAGUACAGGCAAAAGGUUGAAGAUGAGCUUGCAAAGAUCUGUUAUGAUAUAUUAUCUGUCAUUGAUGAGCACCUCAUCCCAUCUUCCUCAACAGGGGAAUCAACAGUUUUCUACUAUAAGAUGAAAGGAGACUAUUUUCGUUAUUUGGCAGAAUUUAAAUCAGGAGAUGAUCGUAAAGAAGCUGCUGAUCAGUCGCGAAAGGCAUAUGAGGCUGCCACCUCCACUGCAAACACUGAUUUGCCUCCAACUCACCCAAUUAGACUUGGCCUGGCUUUGAACUUCUCUGUUUUUUACUAUGAGAUUGUAAAUUCUCCCGAGAGGGCUUGCCAUCUGGCUAAACAAGCAUUUGAUGAGGCUAUUGCAGAGCUUGAUAGUGUCAAUGAAGAAUCUUACAAGGAUAGCACCCUUAUUAUGCAGCUUCUCAGGGAUAAUCUGACUUUAUGGACCUCGGAUCUGCCAGAAGGAGGUGAGCAAUCAAAAGCAGAUGAUGAACCUCAGGCAGAGAAUUAAUCGGUCGGAAGAGUUUUCAUUUAAGACCUGGUGUGUCGAGGUAUGAGAUGGCUUGCUGUUAAGAGUGACCUGCUUCCAACUCGUUUGUAGUAGUAGUACCGGGAUUUGUGAUGUGGGUUGUAUCAAUUUGUUCAUCAGAUGUUUUUCAGACUGUUACUUGACGAUCUCUCCUAUUUAAACAUGAUUGAAUCUGAUGUUUUAUAGUGUUAAGACUUC
Messenger RNA from Hibiscus syriacus, 1111 nucleotides. RefSeq names its product 14-3-3 protein 7-like. Bases 134 to 895 code for a protein of 253 amino acids. NCBI's taxonomy places the organism in Eukaryota, Viridiplantae, Streptophyta, Magnoliopsida, Malvales, Malvaceae. Gene Ontology annotation, biological process: signal transduction. The transcript is spliced from 7 exons. The record is from RefSeq and is a predicted model, not a curated record. Gene Ontology annotation, cellular component: cytoplasm.